AUGGUUCCGUUUAUGCAAGACAGCCCACCGUCGCUGUGUAUCGGCAUUGGGCAGGCGGACCUGCCGGCACUCGAGGGGCUGCCGGCACUCGCGAACCUGCCGGCACUCGAGGACCUGCCGGUACUCCGGGAGCUGCCGGCACUCCAGGACCUGCCGGCACUCCAGAACCUGCCGGCACUCCAGAACCUGCCGGUACUCGUGGAGCUGCCGGUACUCCAGGACCUGCCGGCACUCCAGGACCUGCCGGCACUCCAGGACCUGCCGGCACUCCAGGACCUGCCGGCACUCCAGUACCUGCUGGUACUCCAGGGCCUACUGGCACUCCAGGACCUGCUGGUACACCAGGGCCUGCCGGAACACCAGGGCCUGCCGGUACAGCAGGGCCUGCGGGCACUCCAGGACUUGCUGGUACUCCAGGGCCUGCCUGCCCUCGUGGGACUGUCCUCCCCUGAUCAUCUGCUGACGCGUCUCAUGCCCCGCAACCCGUUAGAAACGCCGUUGCCCGUGGAUGCCAACGCGUCCCAUCCCCCGCAAGUAGUGCUGUUCGGGCCAUCCAAGCGGCUGUGA
Messenger RNA from Dermacentor silvarum, 567 nucleotides. Its product is annotated as cerebellar degeneration-related antigen 1-like. The transcript has 3 exons. The record is from RefSeq and is a predicted model, not a curated record. NCBI's taxonomy places the organism in Eukaryota, Metazoa, Arthropoda, Arachnida, Ixodida, Ixodidae. Bases 1 to 567 code for a protein of 188 amino acids.